AUUUUUGGCCAAAGUGAGCGGACCACGUGGUCUGAUCUCGCGGAAAUCUUAACGGAUAAUUGCCGUCAAAUCGGGCGCACCCGCCCAAAUUAAUCGGCCAGAAUAAGUUUCGUUGAGCGGAACCCGUUCGCGUUGUUUUGGUUUUGGUGAUUGUUUUAUUUUAACGGUGCUAUUGGACUUUUGAUUUAUGUUAUUGAUACAUCAACGCUUUACUUGCGUUAUCAGUGGUCCUUAAGAAGUCAUCCUGGGAGCCACAUCCGGACCCGUCCCGACGCCGGGCGGGUUUUCUCCAGUAAUCUCAGCGCACAAAACGCUUUCCUUGAGAGAUUCUAGCUGUGCCGAAGCCCUUUGGAAGAUGCCGCAUAAAGAGGAGGAGUUCAUGCACCACAUGGGCCAAAACACGAUCUUCGGGUGCUCCACAGCCGGCCACAGCGGCAUCAACCAGCUCGGAGGGGUCUACGUAAACGGCCGACCCCUGCCCGACUCCACGCGACAGAAGAUCGUGGAGCUGGCGCAUUCAGGAGCGAGGCCCUGCGACAUCAGCCGAAUCCUGCAGGUGUCCAACGGAUGCGUUAGCAAAAUUUUGGGCAGGUAUUACGAGACCGGGAGCAUCAAGCCCAGGGCCAUCGGCGGCUCCAAGCCCAGGGUGGCCACGCAGCCCGUCGUCAAUAAAAUCGCAGAGUUCAAGCGGGAGUGCCCUUCCAUCUUCGCCUGGGAGAUCAGGGACAGGCUGCUCAGCGAGGGAGUUUGCAACAACGAUAACAUCCCAAGCGUUUCCUCAAUCAACAGAGUGCUCAGGAACCUGGCGUCUCAGAAGGAACAGCAAGCAUCAGCGCAGAAUGAGUCUGUCUACGACAAGUUGAGAAUGUUCAAUGGUCAAGCACCUGGAUGGGCAUGGUACCCCGGUACACCUACCGCCCCCCAUUUAGGUCUGCCCCCCGCACCCACCGCACUUACCACCCAGAUCACGAGGGAUGAAAUACAAAAAAGAGACGUGAUGCACGAGAAUACAUCCGACGGCAAUUCGGAGCACAACUCGUCGGGAGACGAGGACUCGCAACUGAGAUUGAGACUGAAAAGGAAGUUGCAAAGGAACAGGACCUCUUUCACGAACGAGCAAAUCGAUAGUUUGGAGAAAGAAUUUGAGAGGACGCACUAUCCAGACGUGUUCGCGAGGGAAAGGCUUGCAGAAAAAAUUGGAUUACCUGAGGCACGUAUCCAGGUUUGGUUUAGUAACCGAAGAGCAAAAUGGCGUAGAGAAGAAAAACUGAGAAAUCAGAGACGGGUUGUGGACCAAGUUACAGGAGGAGUUAGUCCUCCUGCUCCCACAGGAAGAUUACCUAUCAAUUCUGGUUUUAAUUCCAUGUAUUCAUCUAUUCCACAACCUAUUGCUACCAUGGCAGACACCUACAGUUCGAUGCAGAGCGGUUUGAGCAGCAGCUGCUUGCAGCAGCGCGAAGCUGCGUACCCUUACAUGUUCCACGACCCUCUGCACACGCUAAGUUCGUCGUACAACUCGCGUGCCGCCGCGGCGGCGUGCAAUCCUGCGGCCGCGCAUUCGCAGCCUUCCACGCAUCCCUCGUACGGCGCGGCCGGCCCCCCCACCUCCGUGCCGGUGUCCACCGGAACCGGCGUGAUAUCUGCCGGAGUUUCGGUGCCAGUGCAAAUCCCGAGCCAAAACAGCGAGCUGUCGUCGAACCUGGCGGCCAAUUACUGGCCCCGCAUCCAGUGAUCUCAACUUUUCGGCUUUCCGCCGCCCGGCCUGCUGGCCGUGCACCAGGAAAGUCCGGUCCUGCAGCACCACCAGCAGCCGCCGCCUCUGACGCCCCCCUCUGCGGCCGCCCCCAGUCCCCGUACCCCGUCCUAAUGGACGCAAAACGCUUUUCCACGGCCACGGAACGUCCUGCCGCGCCACCUACCGGUCGGGUAGGCAACCCGGACGUCAGGGUACUUGUUAAAUAGUGUAAAUAUUAAUUUUAGUGCGAUGUACAUACACUUUUCAAUUGUUCAAUUAUUUACGCUGGCUGAAAGGUUUUUAAUCCAGGUCCGCCAUUUUAUUUU
Molecule: messenger RNA, 2061 nt
Organism: Brassicogethes aeneus
Lineage: Eukaryota; Metazoa; Arthropoda; Insecta; Coleoptera; Nitidulidae
Source: the annotation of a GenBank genome assembly